CGUUGGACACCACUUGAGGGAUGAAUUCCCGCGACCGCAAGUUCUGGACGGAGUUCCUUCUCCUCUACCGAUCUCUUCCGGCCGUCUGGCAGAUCCAGAAUCCCGACUAUGGCUGCCGGGAGCUCAAGACCGCCGGCUAUGAGCAGCUGGUGCGGAAGCUGAGGGAGGUGGAGCCGGAUGCCAAUCGAACUACGGUGGUCAGGAAGAUCAACUCGUUUCGCACUAACUUUAGGCGGGAUCUGCGCCGUAGGGAUCAGUGCUCGGCAAUGGGGGAACACUUUACUUCUACCCUGUGGUACUUUGAUAUCUUGAGUUUCCUUGAGGAUCAGGAUACAGGAGCCAGGAGCCAUAGGUUAAAAGAGCAGAGGUGCAAAGGGUCGCGGUUCUCUUCAAAAGAAGAAGAUGGGGAUGAGUUGACCCAGUCGCCUCAGAAAGUAAUCAAGGAGGAGUUUAUACUUUCCCCGGUUUCUUGUCGUUCACCCACCCAGUCCGUGGCCUUGGAAAAUAACUUGGCUUUAUCUAGUUUUUCUGAAAUUCCCGAAGGAAAAUCCUCUUCCUUUCCUCGUCUGAGUGAAACGGAAGCCUUGAGCCAGGCUUGGGGCCAUCAAUUCGAGGAACUAUCUCAUGGACAGCGAACUAUAGCCCGCAAAUUAAUCUCCGAUAUUUUGUAUUACGGUUGCAUGGAGCAAUUGGAUCCUGUCCUUGUUGGCCAGAUGCAUCAGUUAAUUAAUAAGGCUAAAGGAUAAUGAUAGCGGGGGGAUUUUCCCUCACCUUAAUUCCUCCUUAUUUCUCUCCCUAAAAAUUAUUUUCGCACCAGUUGUCGCAGUUAAUUGUUUGGAAAACAAAACACACACACACACACAACCUUCAAAAGUUAUUUUAAUCCAAAUCCAUUUUCCAUUCGGUCUGCCUUGUCAGGGAAAUUAGCAAAUAAAUGUGCACGAAAUUAA
Molecule: messenger RNA, 950 nt
Organism: Drosophila kikkawai
Lineage: Eukaryota; Metazoa; Arthropoda; Insecta; Diptera; Drosophilidae
Source: RefSeq, a predicted model, not a curated record